AUGGCCUCCGGGCUCAUCUUUGACUACCGUACUCUCCUGCGUACCGCGCCACUUAUCACCUCAACCUGCACGCUCUGGUACUCGCUCGACCAGGACUUUUUCCUGAACGUCUUCCUCCACCCUGACCACCGCACCCGUAGUAAUGAAUUUCUACCAUCUUAUUUCCGUGCCUUUUUCGGCUUCGGUACCCUGCGUGUGGUGGCCCUUCUCACGCUAACCUUGACUGGAGGGGGAUAUAAUAUCUUGACGGAGCGACGGUCGGGAUUGGGAAGCUCAGCAUCCCUCCCUUGGUAUACUGCUGGCACGUUGUUAGCUGCUAGUCACCUUCUCUUUGUACCGGCCAUUGCGCCCAAGGUCCAGGCUGUGAUCGAGGAUACUUCGCGGGGCUCAUCGACAAAAGACCUCGAGGGAUGGAUGACCAUCCACCGUGUGCGCACGUUCACAGUUGACCUGGCUUUGUGGGUCUGUUUUGGGGUUGGAAUGGCAAUUGUUGAAUGA
Molecule: messenger RNA, 498 nt
Organism: Penicillium expansum
Lineage: Eukaryota; Fungi; Ascomycota; Eurotiomycetes; Eurotiales; Aspergillaceae
Exons: 1
Coding region: 1-498 (165 amino acids)
Source: RefSeq, a predicted model, not a curated record